This is a messenger RNA of Pungitius pungitius (ninespine stickleback), 1243 nucleotides long. RefSeq names its product CDC28 protein kinase regulatory subunit 1B (gene cks1b). Gene Ontology annotation, molecular function: protein kinase binding; ubiquitin binding; cyclin-dependent protein serine/threonine kinase activator activity. The record is from RefSeq and is a predicted model, not a curated record. Gene Ontology annotation, cellular component: cyclin-dependent protein kinase holoenzyme complex; SCF ubiquitin ligase complex. The coding region runs from base 153 to 389 and encodes 78 amino acids. Gene Ontology annotation, biological process: regulation of mitotic cell cycle. Lineage: Eukaryota; Metazoa; Chordata; Actinopteri; Perciformes; Gasterosteidae. The transcript has 4 exons.
GAGGUCUAUUUGAACGGUAGAAAGCGGGCUAGCAAACAUUCGAGAGGGAAACAAAGAGGGACGAACAUCCUGCAACUGCUGGGCGUAUAAAGAACUGGAAUAAUAGGCCAUUUCUACUCAGGAUUCUUUGGCAAUCACACAAGGGCUGCGCCAUGUCUCACAAACAGAUCUACUACUCUGAUAAAUAUGACGAUGAAAAAUACGAGUACAGGCAUGUAAUGCUUCCUAAGGACAUAGCAAAGCGUGUACCCAAGACCCAUCUGAUGUCUGAGACCGAGUGGAGGAACCUGGGUGUCCAGCAGAGCCAGGGAUGGGUGCAUUACAUGAUCCACCAGCCAGAGCCUCACAUUUUGCUGUUCCGUCGCCCUCUUCCUAGCCAAAAAGCAUAAAGGGAGAGAAAUUUAGAGUCCUUGGAAAGGUCAGUCCUACUUGCCACAGCUGUACUCAUCGAACCAGAGGAUUUUGCUGUCAUUCCCAAACUUUUGUGUGGUAGGUGACUUGUGAUUUGGGCUGAUCAUGUUGGACCUGAAGAAGGACAGAGACAUUUCUGAACACUGGUUGUGGACUUGGAGUAUGCGUUGAAGGAAAAAAAUCCAUCACCCGUCUCUUCAGGGAAAGACUUUUUCAUGUGAUAACAGCGAUGCGUCGUUUGCCAGGAAACCUUCACAUCAGUUUACGGUCUUUUGAAAACUGUCAAACUGGCUCAACCUGCUUGGAUAUUCCAGCUUUUUAGAACAAUUGUUAAAAGAUAUGGGGAGUGAAACCUGUACAAACAUUUCAGUUACUCUUACUGAGUGUUUCCUGGGUCAGGCUCAGGUCAAAGGCCAGACAGGCUGGAUCCUAAAUGAAGUUUGACUCUGAAACAUCACAGUGCGGCUUUGAGUGACAUGUUGCUGCUUAGGUUAAAUGAUACUGUACAUCUGCGUUUAACACUUUUUCUUUUUUGUCAUGUGCAUGAAAAGCUGCGUAAGAGUCAUUUAUUAACUAGUCCAUUUUAAUCCAGUUCCUUUCCCAUAAGAGCUUACUUUGAUGGCUUUGCCUUACUUUAACACAAAUCAUUUGACUGGCUCUUAUUGCAGCAGUGAGCUGCUCUGUAUUGAUGAAUGUGUUGCCCCUGUAUGAGCUAAAUGGAAACUUUUAAAUCUUUGCCUUAUGGGGGCAAUAUACAGAGCCAAGUGACACAUUAUUAAAAUCAAAGUUUAAAAAAAAAAAAGGGGUGUGGGGUUGUAGACGGUGGUGGUUA